Physella acuta is the source of this 1789-nucleotide messenger RNA. RefSeq names its product metalloreductase STEAP4. Lineage: Eukaryota; Metazoa; Mollusca; Gastropoda; Physidae. Gene Ontology annotation, molecular function: cupric reductase (NADH) activity; ferric-chelate reductase (NADPH) activity. The record is from RefSeq and is a predicted model, not a curated record. Gene Ontology annotation, biological process: copper ion import. Gene Ontology annotation, cellular component: plasma membrane; endosome.
AAAAUAGCCUAAAAAAAUCAAUAUGGACUGUCGAUCGUUGAAAAAAGGUAUAUCGAUCAUUGGCACCGGCGAUUUUGGUCGUUCGAUUGGUAAAAGGCUGGUCAUUACUGGAUAUGACGUCACUUUUGGAAGUCGCCGACCGGAAGUACGAAAUCUGCGGGCCGACGAUAAAGUUUUCGUCAACACUGUUGUGACGUCAGUGGGAGAGGCUUUGCGCAAAAACAGCAUCAUCGUAUUUGCCGUGCGAGCUAUUCACUUUGAAGAGGUCAUCUCUAAAUUUAGAACGGACCUUUCCGGAAAGCUAAUAAUAGAUGUCUCAAACAAAUCGAGACGCGACAGAUACCUGACGUCAAAUGCGGAGAUGUUGCAAAAUCUUGUACCGGAAGCGACGGUGGUGAAGGCGUUCAACGUCAUUUCCGCUUAUGCCAUGGAGGCGGAUUUCGAUGGAAGUUCAAGGUUGGUCCCUGUGGCUAGCAACAGCUGCAAGGCUCGCUCGAAGGUCAAGGACAUUGCUCGGUCCAUGGGGUUCCAGCCUUUUGACGCCGGGAUGCUGACGUCAUCAAGGGACAUUGAGAUGUAUGUCCACUGGCUGUUCCCGAAGUGGCAGUUCCCGAUCCUGCUAACAGUGUUGAUCAUGAUCACGUGGUGGCUGCACGUGGUCUAUGUCUACUACGUCCAAUCAGAAACCUACACGUGGGAGCAGCUCUUCGUCAAGGUCUCCAAUAAGCCGCUGGCUAUGACGGCUGUCACCAUUCUAAGCCUGACCUACAUGCCCGGAUGCCUGGCAGGGUUUCUCCAACUGAGGAACGGAACCAAACACCGCCGGUUCCCCUGGUGGCUUGACUCGUGGCUCAAGGCGCGCAAACAGCUGGGCCUCAUCUGCUUCUUCCUCGUCUGCCUGCACGUCUGCAUCUCCGUGCUGCUCAUGAGCCCCACCUACUUCCACUCGUGGUUCCACGGCACGGAGCACGACAUGCACGGGCAUCACGUGCACAAUGGGACGCAGCCCAAGCCGGAUGUUGAGCCAUGGAUGACGUGGAAGGGUGAAAUCGCCAGUCUCCUGGGUAUCCUAACUUACGCCCUUAUGUGUGUACUUGCUGUGACGUCAAUACCGAGCGUAGCGGAAACUCUCAACUGGGUCGAAUGGCAUUUCAUCCAAUCAAAACUCGGCUUCUUCGCUCUAAUUUUAGCCGUGUCCCACGCGUGGGUGAUGGGGAUUCCCCACUGGGUGGAGCACACGAGCCCCAAGGAGCUGCUCCUGUCCAUCACCUUCAUGAGCACCCUCCUGCCCGCCUGCGUCCUCCUGAUGCGGUUCACGCUGUGUCUGCCGCUGAUCCGCCCGCGUCUGAAGAAGAUCAGGAUGGGCUGGGAGAGCGAGACGGUCAGAACUUCCGCUUUUGCCAGAGUUUCGAACGGGGAGGCGGGGCUUGCGAGAAAUGGCCAGGUUUUUCAGAAAGUUGAGGCCAGGGAAAAGAUGUGCCCGUGUAGCAGCGACCAGGCCGCAUCCGACUGCUGCAACUACUCCAACGGCGAGUACUGCUGCUGUGGAGACCAGGGACUGGAGGUCAAGGUCAAGGCGUCCAGCUGCUGCCAGCCAACGCCGGUUAAAAAUGGCCACCAGCUUCCGGUCACGUUACCAAGGAGCGUGGGGGCGACUCCCCUCCACCCCCGCCCCGUGGAAUCGUUCGAGCAGACAAGGGUCAAGGUUCAUCAAAGCGCGCGUAAGGGGGAGGCGGGGAGACCUGAGACCGUCUCUCUUGUCUGACAAGACUUAUUGAAAUCGUUAGGG